This is a messenger RNA of Hipposideros armiger (great roundleaf bat), 2568 nucleotides long. It is a transcript of the gene FAM204A, whose product is annotated as family with sequence similarity 204 member A. The record is from RefSeq and is a predicted model, not a curated record. The transcript has 10 exons. Bases 654 to 1352 code for a protein of 232 amino acids. Lineage: Eukaryota; Metazoa; Chordata; Mammalia; Chiroptera; Hipposideridae.
CGCGAUGUUGGCGGGGUCUUAAGAUGGCUGCCGGGCGUCUCUCUCCUAACCGGGAAACAGGCUCCUGUUUACAAUUGCUGUAUCCCGGGAAAGAGCCGCAGUUAAUGGGAGUGUCAGCAGGCUAGACAUCCUGAACCAGAGCCUUCGGCGCUUAGUGCUGUGCCCGGGACGGGAUUCCUCCCGUUUGGGGACUGGAGUGUGACGCUGCCGCCAGAGAGCCUGCCGAGUUCCGGGGUGUGCAGCCAAGCAGCCAGAGGUGCACCUUUCUAGAGCCACCCUCUUGCAGUCGUAAACCUUAAGAAACCAUACCAGCCAAUGCCACACUGAAGGCAGCAAUUCUUAAUGCCACGUCAGCGAGGGCUGAAAACAGAUGAUUUUGAGAAAGUCCAAAAGCAAUCAAAAAUAAAUAACUGCUUGAAGGCUGCUGAGCAGAGGCAUGGCCUCUCCAGGGCAACUGAGAAGCACGUUUGGAUGCCCAGAGCAUAGACUCCCCCUUGGAGGUGCAGAAGUAAUGGGCCGGUGGAAGAGCGUCCCCCCCGAGAGCCACGUGCCUUUCAUGAGCAGCCGCAGCGGGAGUCCGGGUUGAGUGGUGCUGGCUGCUGAGGGACAGAACUUGCCAUGUGGAUAGAGUGUCGGCUCCAUGAGAAGAAAAGAUGUGGAGUGGACUGCUACCUCCUGGCCUAAAUGAAAGUGAUGUUGAGUUGAAUUCUGAAGAUGAAGACACAUUAGAGAACUCGAGACUUAACUUAGAGGAAUAUAAAGAAGAUGAGACCGUUACAAAAGCUGAGAUCUCCGAUUUCCCUACAGAUGAACCAAAAACUGAAGCAGAGGCAAAUGUAAAUGCAUAUGAAGAAUGUCCUUCUGGAAUUCCCUCACAUAUGUGGAAUAAAUUUCAAGAAUUGCAUAAAAAACACUCUGAACAGAAAAACUCAUCUUCAAGGUUCAGGAAAAAAAGAAAACGCUCCAAAAAAGGUAAAUUGAAGAAUGAAGAAGAUCCUCAUAGUGAACAGGCCUCAAGUCAAACCCAGUUAAAGGAACUUUCUCAGUAUUUUGGAGUCAAUGACAGAUUUGAACCCCCUGUUAAAAAGAAAAAAAUUGACAAGUCAGGCCUUGAAAAGAGCCUGGACCAGGCUGUGGAAGAGUGGGACAUUGAGAAGGCUGAGGAGCUCAGCAACCAGCUAGCCACCCGGGAGCUUGGUGUAAAAAUUGCCAAAGCAAUUGCCUGCCACAACUUUGUGAAAGCCAAAAAGGAAGCAGAAAAUUCACAGGUUGCUCGAAAAAAGAAGAAACUUGCGUGGGGAUUUGAAGCAAAGAAGAGAUGGGAAACCAAAAGCAACAUGGGAUACAUGUAACUUGCCAGACUUCUUCAAGACUUUGUGUCUACUUGAGUUUUUCCUUGCAUCUUCAAUUGCUCGAUUUACUGAAAAGACUUUCCUGCUUAUGUUAAAUAACAUGUCAGGAAAUUGAUAGAAGUAGAAAAAAGAAGCAUAAAAUUUGGGAGUUGAUUAUCAAAUCUUUUCAAGCUUUUUCUAACGAGUUCAUCCUAUUGAAGUCAAUGGAAUUGAGUGUUAUGUUAUUUGUACAAGGAUUGUAAGCAUACAUACAGGGGAAAGAUAGAAAUGUAUUUAUUUGUGUAGGCCUACAGUAUAAAAUCAAUUUUACCUUUCAUCCAUUUGGUGUAGCAUAGCCAAUGAGCUCCUUGUACUUUCUUAUCUGUGCUCAGUGUAACUGCACUUAUUCUGGAAUUGUGUUUUUAAGAUUGACAUUUGUUUAUAAUGGAUUAGUCAUAAGUACAAGAAAAUUUCAAUUGAUAUUAUCUUUACAAAUGACUUUAUCUUACUGUUAUAAAAGUAAUUAUUGGUUCUUUAUUGGAUGCAGUAGAGUUGAUACCUCCAGUCACAUAAUAAAAGCAGUUCAUUAAUUUUUGUGUACCUUCCGAUAAAAGAUUAUAAUUUUUAAAAAGGACAGAAUGUAGUAUUUGGAGGAUGAUUUAAAUUCAGCUCUGCCCGGAAAUGCCUGCCUAAAUAUUUCUCUCAGUCAUGUCAUUCUUAAAAUUAUGAGAUGAUUCUUAGAAGAGAAAGUGGUGUAAUUAUAUUAGAAUGUUAUAACUCAAGACAACAUAACUUUGAACCUUCUGAGAACGUGGUUUGAUUGUUUUUACUCCUCUCCCCCAUUACUCCUUAAAAGACUGAAUGAACUAAUGAGGAUAGAGGACUGGUGCCAUGGAAAGGAGUUUUCAUUAAGCGCGUGUGUCAUCAUCCGAAUGAGGAGGGGCUCUGAGAAAUCAUAUAACCGGCUGGUCAGAAGACCGCGGCUGGAGGUUUUCGUUUGUAGCAGGCCUUUGGUAAUUUGGCGCCUCCCUACUUGGUGCUCAGUAGAGGUAAAGAACUGCUUACCAUGGUUUUCAUCAGUCACCUUCCUCCUUCAACCCUCAUGACAGGUUUUCUAGCUACCUGAUGGGAACUUCCUCUGGGUUGAUAAUAUAAAUUCAGGAACAUAGAAAACAUGUCAUUAUAAUUCUAUUGUUAUUUUAUUUUUAGAUUUACAUUAAUACCAAAAUUUUACUAA